Molecule: messenger RNA, 2501 nt
Organism: Aethalodelphis obliquidens (Pacific white-sided dolphin)
Lineage: Eukaryota; Metazoa; Chordata; Mammalia; Artiodactyla; Delphinidae
Gene: FOXB2
Product: forkhead box B2
Exons: 1
Coding region: 1-1266 (421 amino acids)
Biological process (GO): regulation of transcription by RNA polymerase II; cell differentiation; anatomical structure morphogenesis
Molecular function (GO): RNA polymerase II cis-regulatory region sequence-specific DNA binding; DNA-binding transcription factor activity, RNA polymerase II-specific
Source: RefSeq, a predicted model, not a curated record
AUGCCGCGGCCGGGGAAGAGUUCGUACAGCGACCAAAAGCCGCCCUACUCUUACAUCUCGCUGACCGCGAUGGCCAUCCAGCACUCGGCCGAGAAGAUGCUGCCUCUGAGCGACAUCUACAAGUUCAUCAUGGAGCGCUUCCCCUACUACCGCGAGCACACGCAGCGUUGGCAGAACAGCCUCCGGCACAACCUCUCCUUCAACGACUGCUUCAUCAAGAUCCCGCGGCGGCCCGACCAGCCCGGCAAGGGCAGCUUCUGGGCAUUGCAUCCCGACUGCGGCGACAUGUUCGAGAACGGCAGCUUCCUGAGGCGCCGAAAGCGCUUCAAGGUGCUGCGCGCUGACCACACUCACCUGCACGCGGGAAGCGCCAAGGGCGCGCCAGGUGCUGGCCCCGGAGGGCACCUGCACCCGCACCACCACCAUCACGCUGCCGCGCACCACCACCAUCACCACCACCCGCCCCAGCCGCCGCCGCCCCAGCCGCCGCCGCCGCACAUGGUGCAUUAUUUCCACCAGCAGCCGCCUCCGGCUCCGCAGCCGCCGCCGCACCUCGCGUCGCAGCCACCGCAGCAGCCGCCGCCGCCGCCGCAGCCGUCUCACCCCGGCAAGAUGCAGGAGGCGGCGGCCGUAGCGGCGGCGGCGGCAGCGGCGGCGGCGGCGGCCGUGGGCAGCGUGGGGCGCCUGUCACAGUUCCCGCCCUACGGGCUGGGCUCGGCCGCCGCCGCUGCUGCCGCCGCCGCCGCUGCGUCCACGUCGGGCUUCAAGCACCCGUUCGCCAUCGAAAACAUCAUAGGCCGGGACUGCAAGGGCGUGCUGCAGGCCGGCGGGCUGCCCUUGGCGUCCGUCAUGCACCACCUGGGUUAUCCCGUGCCGGGCCAGCUCGGCAACGUCGUCAGCUCCGUGUGGCCGCACGUCGGCGUCAUGGAUUCAGUGGCCGCGGCCACGGCCGCCGCGGCCGCCGCGGGCGUCCCCAUGGGCCCGGAGUAUGGGGCCUUCGGUGUACCGGUCAAGGCCCUGUGCCACUCGGCAAGCCAGAGCCUGCCUGCGGUGCCCGUGCCCAUCAAGCCGACUCCUGCGCUGCCACCGGUGGCCGCGCUGCCCGCAGCGCUCGCUGUCCCCGCGGCCGCACAGCAGCCGCCGGCACCGUCCACCGUGUGCCCGGCGGCCGCCGCCUCACCCGCCGUCUCUCUGAUGGAGCCCACCCCUCCGAGUGCGGCCGAGAGCAAAGGCGGCUCUCUGCACUCGGUGCUGGUGCAUUCUUAGGGUACCCAGCGGGCUGAGAGAGACGAACGCAUGGAGACUCACCUGGCCCUGGACCGCCGGAGAGGGCGAGGGCGCCCUGACCAGGUCGGGUAGAGCUGGCGAGCCCCAGCCUUUGCGGGAAAGGAAGGUAUUUAAACAAACCCGAAAGUAGAUUCUCCAGUGGUCUGAAUAAAUAUAACACUUCUGGUGUCUGUGUUUAUACUAUGUUGUACAAUCAGAAUAAUGAAAGCCAAUUUUCAGGUAAGAGUUUCUAUUGUAAUUAAAAUUAUAAAUCCGUAAGUUAUGGGGGGAGGGAACGAACGAGUUUGGGGAAGCCUCAUUCCCUGGCAUAUUGGAAUUGGAUUUCUAUUCUUACUCCCGGGAGCAGAAGAUGGCAGGACUAAACCUCCCUGGGAGAAAGCCAACAGAGAGUGACGAUGAAACAGACCUCAGCCACCAAGUUUCUUCCCGCGGGUCUCAACCUCUCGUGAACAAUGUCGCCUCUCGUGAACAUUGUAGACAAAACUGCUAUUCACUAAGGAAAUCUCGUUUUAUUUAAGAAGGAAAAGAGGGAGCAUUUGAUACCGUUAUUUUCCUGGUCGGUGAAAUGGACAAGGACACGGUAGCAUGAAUAAAGCCUCUUUGGGGGCAGUGGGAACCUCACGAAGGAUCUUGGGAAACAGUUAAGUUUCUUGGCUCUGACCCGAGGGUCGAGAAGGAUAGAAGGAACGGCUAAAGCAAUUAGUUUGCACAAAAGAGAAUGGCAGCAGCUUAAAGCGCAAAGCCCCAGAUUCCAAAAGUAAGUUCGGGAAACAUAACCAAAGAGAGACAUUAAAGGAGACUUUCUACCUGCAAUUCUUUUGUGAAUCAAUCGGAUGAGACCGUUGAGGAGCCCCCAGACAAUGUGAAUUCCCAUGAUCCGUUACAUUUGGGAUUUUUGUUUUUAAUCACUUGCAUCAUGGGAUUUUGUUCCCCUAACUCAAGAAUGCAAGAAAAACCUGCCACGUCACCCGACAAUAUUGCUCUUAACGUUUCCAGGAGCGUUUUGUGGCCGUUGCCUCCCAGCCUCCUCGGGACAGAUGCGUGAGGAUGACCGGUCACCUUUGCACGCUGCCUUCGAUUUGGUAUUCCAUGUGCUGUUUGGGCGCGUUCUUCUUUCAGGCGAACUCUUCAGUUUCAGAUCCUGAAUGGAAAAGAAACUUGCUUUGCCGCUGUUGCUCUUCCCCGUUUUUGAGACCCAGGAAUAGCACUUUACU